Lentinula edodes (shiitake mushroom) is the source of this 894-nucleotide messenger RNA. RefSeq names its product Cleavage/polyadenylation specificity factor subunit 5. NCBI's taxonomy places the organism in Eukaryota, Fungi, Basidiomycota, Agaricomycetes, Agaricales, Omphalotaceae. The transcript is spliced from 7 exons. Gene Ontology annotation, cellular component: mRNA cleavage factor complex. Gene Ontology annotation, molecular function: mRNA binding. The record is from RefSeq and is a predicted model, not a curated record. Bases 86 to 703 code for a protein of 205 amino acids.
UGUUCAGUGUUCUCUUUCAAUUUGUGUUUCGAUUUCUUAGCUUUUCAUCACGCGUAUAUACCCAACUUUUGAGGACUGGUAGAUCAUGUCGAACACUAUUGCCUUGUAUCCCCUUUCCAACUUCACCUUCAGCACCAAGGAAGCUCAACCAGAAGAAGAUCCAUCAGUCUCGGCGCGCCUACAACGCUUACAGAACAAUUAUGAAGAUUUUGGAAUGAGGAGGACGGUUGAAGGGAUUCUGGUAGUACAUGAUCACGGUCAUCCGCAUAUAUUGAUGUUGCAAAUCGCCAAUGCCUUUUUCAAACUCCCUGGAGACUAUCUCAAACCUGGCGAAGAUGAAAUUGACGGUCUAAAGCGCCGCCUGGAUGACCGGCUCGCUCCCCCGCCUGAAAGUCGUCAAUUUUCGCAACCUGUCCAUGGCGUCGAUAAUGAUUGGGAAAUCGGAGACUGUCUCGCCCAGUGGUGGCGACCCAACUUCGAGACGUUUAUGUAUCCAUUUGUGCCUGCACAUAUAACGAAACCGAAGGAGUGCAAGAAACUGUUUUUGGUGCAAAUGCCUGAAAAGAAGGUACUUGCCGUACCGAAGAACAUGAAGCUUCUGGCGAUUCCGCUUUUCGAGCUGUACGACAACGCUGCCCGUUAUGGACCGCAGCUGAGUGCGAUUCCACAUCUACUGUCAAGAUACAAUUUCAUCUACCAGUAAACGAUGGAACCCUAUUUAUUAUUCUGAUCUCUCGUUCCCCCGUUAACCUUGUCGCUCUGUCUCCAUUUGCAUCCACGUUGUUAAAUAUGGUACAUACCAUGGGUCAAGUACUUAUUUGUAGUAAGUACAGUACAUACAAAUCUCCAAGAUCGAACAGCGGCCCGUUCCGCAUGAAAGUUGAAAAUUGUGAC